AUGGCCUCAAUUCCAGUAAUGACUUCUUUAUCAAACAUUUUCUUCAACGAGGAGGCAGCCCUCAAAUAUCUCCAAGACGAGGGAUUUAUUAAAAGGGAAAUGGAAUGUCUAGAAUGUGGAAGACCAACAACUUUUCAAAGAGCAAAGCUUCUCUUCAAAUGUACUAAGAAAAGCUGUAGAAAGAGCGUAAGUGCCAAGAAUGGAACUUUUUUUGACGGCCAACGACUUCCUUUUGAAGUACCAAAGGGACAUUCUGUAGAUGGAGUCUGGGUUGUGGGCGGUGUGGAAAAGACGGAGGAAAGACGCGUUUUCGCUGUUCCUGUUGAAAAACGGGACAGUGAAACGCUUCUUGACGUCAUAAAGAAGCACGUCAAACCUGGUUCCAUCAUCCACACUGAUCUUUGGCGAGGUUACGAAGGAAUUGAGGAAAAAUUGGGGUUCAAGCACUGUACGGUAAACUACAGUGUAAGUUUCAAGGAUCCAGAAACUGGUAUUCAUACGAAUACCAUAGAAGGAACGUGGAACGGCUACAAACUGCUGAUCCUCUCUCGAGGAAGAACGGAGAAAGGAAUGGAGGAGCGACUGUGGGAGUUUGCCUGGCGCCGGGCAAAUAAAAAUAAUUUAUGGGCCGGCUUUCUCAACGCCUUAAGAGAAGUCGUUUAUAAAUAA
Messenger RNA from Strongyloides ratti, 669 nucleotides. RefSeq names its product Transposase, ISXO2-like domain-containing protein. The transcript is spliced from 2 exons. The record is from RefSeq and is a predicted model, not a curated record. Lineage: Eukaryota; Metazoa; Nematoda; Chromadorea; Rhabditida; Strongyloididae. The coding region runs from base 1 to 669 and encodes 222 amino acids.